AUGAUGAAGAACAGAUCUACUGUUCCUGUUGCAAGAUUAUUUGGACCGGCGAUUUUUGAAGCCUCCAAAUUGAAAGUCAUGUUUUUAGGAGUUGAUGAGAAGAAGCAUCCAUCAAAGCUCCCAAGAACUUACACUCUAACUCAUAGUGACGUAACCGCUAAGUUAACUUUAGCUAUAUCUCAAUCCAUCAACAACUCUCAGUUGCAGGGAUGGGCAAAUAAGUUGUUCCGGGACGAAGUAGUGGCCGAGUGGAAGAAAGUGAAAGGCAAAAUGUCACUUCACGUUCAUUGCCACAUUAGCGGAGGCCACUUCCUCUUGGAUCUCAUCGCGAAGCUCCGGUACUACAUAUUUUGCAAAGAAUUACCCGUGGUGUUGAAGGCAUUUGUUCAUGGAGAUGAGCACUUGUUGAACAAUUACCCUGAGCUACAAGAAGCUCUUGUUUGGGUUUAUUUCCAUUCCAACAUCCCUGAGUUCAACAAGGUCGAAUGUUGGGGUCCGCUUUGCGAGGCGACUUCACACGAUGGUUGUAGAACUCACACGUGUGAAACCCUACCGGAGCAGCCUUGCCUUGAUGAGUGUAGCUGCUGUUUUCCAGCAGUCAGCAAGAUUCCUCAUGGCAGACACGGUGAAGAUGAUGAGGAAGUAGCUGUAGAGCGAAGAAAUCUUCUGACUAAGUAUAGGUAUAAUCGUAGUAAAAAAAAACAGUAA
Messenger RNA from Arabis nemorensis, 708 nucleotides. NCBI's taxonomy places the organism in Eukaryota, Viridiplantae, Streptophyta, Magnoliopsida, Brassicales, Brassicaceae. The record is from the annotation of a GenBank genome assembly.